ACGGGUUUGAUUCGACGAAGAAGAACAGACCCGGAAGUAAGUCUUUGUUGGUUUGCCCAUGUGUAGCUGUUAACUCGUUCAUACAUUCUUGAAACGAUAACCCCUGUUCUACUUCAUUUUAUAGUUUCUUAAGGAACACGGACAUACUCGUGCUUUUAUGUUUCGCAAAUAAACUGAAGACGAUAACGGAGGAACGCAUACGGAGACUUAAAUUUUAGCUAGUUCACUAAGAUAUUGCGUUAAAGCCGACUGCAGAGUCGUGGGUGCAAGCAUUUAAAAAAAAUAUUGAGCACAUUAUCUGAAUGAAAAGCGCUGUAGAUACUAGCAUGAUCAAGGAAAACCGGUGGAACAUACCCCCCAAUGCUCCAGCGUGCAUGGAGAAACAUCUAUGUUCGGCGCAGUACAGAGCAGAUGGCACCUUGUUGCUCGGUGCCUCCAGCCUCACUGGCAGGAGCUGGCAGGGAUCUGUUUGGAUCUAUAGUGACCCUGCGCAGGCCCCAAAUGAAGAGCAAUGCAAAGCUGGUGUGCAAACUGAGGCUGGUGUUACAGAUGUCAAAUGGGUAUCAGAAAAGGGUGUUGUAGUGGCAUCAGACUCUGGUGCAUUGGAACUCUGGGAACUGGCAGAGGAUGAGCGCCUGCUGGUGAAUCGCUUCACCAAACAUGAGCAUGACAACAUUGUCACCACAGUGAGCCCAGUCACAGGAGAAAAUGGUGCUGUCACUGGUAGCAUGGACUGCCGAAUUAAAGUCUGGGAUCUUGGUCAGGAGACGGUUGUUACUACCUAUCAUGCUCACACGCAGCCAAUCAGCUGUGUUGCCUGCAGUCCUACAGAUGAGUCUCUCUUCCUCUCCUGUGGUCAAGAUGGCCGUGUGCUGAUGUGGGACAGGAGGAAGCCAAACAAACCAGCCACAAGAAUAGAUGUAGAGUCCCCCUGCUGCUCUCCCACCACUGUAGCUUGGCACCCCCACCACAGAAGCACCAUUGCUUUUGGUGAUGAGCUGGGCAGAGUGACAAUGAAGGAUUUUCUGGGAACAGAGCCAGUCAGGGUGGAGCAAAUCCACAGACGCCGAGUCAAUGGGCUUGCCUUCUCAACACAUAGUGCCUCCUUACUUGCCUCCAUAAGUGACGAUUGUUCCCUUGCCAUUUUGAACUCUGAUCUGCGAGAAAUACAUCGAGAUCGGCGACACCAGGACUUUGUUAAAGGUGCGUGCUGGCUCCACGGCGGUGCCAACACUGUCACAACCAUUGGGUGGGAUCACCUCGUGCUUAACCACACGGUGGGUCUGGCUGCUGGAGCUCCAAACUCCUCCUAGACCCAACAGAUGCUGACACACAUUGGAGGAGAACGGUUUACAAUAACUUCUGUCCCCCCUGUUUUUAAGGGGUUCUACAUGUAUCAAAAAGUUAAGUAUGCUGCUCAAGAAAUAUGAAUUAAAAUGUUUCAUUGUCAUUAAGUA
This is a messenger RNA of Notolabrus celidotus (New Zealand spotty), 1457 nucleotides long. It is a transcript of the gene wdr77, whose product is annotated as WD repeat domain 77. The transcript has 10 exons. Bases 303 to 1313 code for a protein of 336 amino acids. Gene Ontology annotation, molecular function: protein binding. NCBI's taxonomy places the organism in Eukaryota, Metazoa, Chordata, Actinopteri, Labriformes, Labridae. Gene Ontology annotation, biological process: oocyte axis specification. Gene Ontology annotation, cellular component: methylosome. The record is from RefSeq and is a predicted model, not a curated record.